AUGCAAAAAGAUUUUAUUAAUGGAUUCAAAACUGGUGAAUUUUCGAUCUACAAUCAAGAAACAAAUACUCGUGCAUAUCGAAUCGAGUCUCAUAUGUAUCUUUUUAAACCUGAACGCAUUGAUCUUAUUGCGUAUCGACCAAUGCAAGUUGUAGGCAAGCUGACGACCAAAUUGAAACGUCGAUGGCGUGAAGUAACAUUUGAAGUGCUUGAUAGCCAAACUCAACAGUGGAAGGUGGGCAAGUUUAUUCAAAAUUAUAUUGGAUGGUACAGAGAUAGUAUUGACAUUGACUGGGGUGGAUUCCCAUUAAAAUGCGAGAUCGCUGCGAAUCGAUUGGCAGGACGAUUUCUAACUGAUAAUAAUACUAUUCUCUUGGCCGAAUUCAAACGAGGAUCACAGCACACUUUUAAUGCAAGUAACUACAAGGUGGAAAUAUAUUCCGAUGACGUUCCAGAUGCCAUUUAUCUACUUUAUGUUGCCAAUUUCGAUGAAAUCAUUACACGUAGAGAUCGUAACAGAUAUCCUAUUAAUGGUCAAUGGUGA
Rotaria sp. Silwood1 is the source of this 543-nucleotide messenger RNA. The record is from the annotation of a GenBank genome assembly. NCBI's taxonomy places the organism in Eukaryota, Metazoa, Rotifera, Eurotatoria, Philodinida, Philodinidae.